GAUGUUCUUUGUUUACAAAAUACUCUAUACUUGAUUCACAUGUCGGACACGAAACUCAGAACACUGUCUCUAUCUCCAUCUCUAAUCUCUUUUUAUCUUUCUGGUACGAUCAUACGGUACGGAUCGUUCUCCUCAAUCUUCACGAAUCACGCUUGUCUUCCCUCUAUCGAACUUUUUGACUUGUCCCUUCAGUUCUGACCCGCAAAUUAGUUUCCUUUCAAAUCAUCCAACUGCUUGUUUUAUUUUCCACAAUUCUUAUACAGAACAGAACUGUUUGAUCGUAUUGUAGAAAAUAUAUUGCAAAGCAAAAAAAAAAAAAAAAAAUCAAUAAGAAAACUUUGAGAUUCUGAAUAAUCAGAUAUGGGGUCGUUGAAGACGGAUGAGGAAGUGGACCAGAUUGGAGAGGGUUCCAAGGAAGCGAUUCUGUAUGUCAAUGGAGUUCGUAGAGUGUUGCCUGAUGGCUUGGCUCAUUUAACCCUCCUUGAGUACCUCAGAGAGAUUGUUGGUCUGACGGGGACAAAGCUUGGCUGCGGUGAAGGUGGUUGUGGAGCUUGCACUGUCAUGGUUUCAUAUUAUGACGAGAAACUGAAGAAAUGUCUGCACUAUGCUAUCAAUGCAUGCUUGGCUCCUUUGUAUUCUGUGGAAGGGAUGCAUGUAAUCACAGUGGAAGGAGUGGGAAACAGCAAGGGUGGCCUACACCCGAUUCAAGAAUCGUUGGCGCGUUCUCAUGGUUCACAAUGUGGAUUUUGCACCCCUGGUUUUAUUAUGUCCAUGUAUGCGUUACUAAGGUCGAGUCAAACCCCACCUAGUGAAGAGCAGAUUGAAGAAUGCCUUGCAGGAAACUUGUGUCGGUGUACAGGUUACAGACCGAUUGUUGAUGCAUUUCGAGUAUUUGCCAAAACUGAUGAUAUGCUGUAUACUGAGGCAUCUUCCCUAAGCCUUCAAGAACACGAGUUUGUCUGCCCUUCUACUGGUAAGCCCUGCUCGUGUAGAUCGAAGACUGAAAGCAACAACAACAAAUGCAGUUUGGGACAAGGUACGGUUUGUAUGGAGAGGUUUCGACCAGUCUCAUAUAGUGAGAUAGAAGGAAGCAAAUACACAGACAAAGAACUUAUUUUUCCUCCUGAACUUCUAUUGAGAAAAUCAAGUCCUUUGAAUUUGAGUGGAUUUGGUGGGCUUAGGUGGUUUCGACCCUUAAGACUUCAACAUUUACUUGAAUUGAAAGCAAAAUAUCCGGAUGUGAAGUUAUUGGUUGGUAAUUCUGAAGUAGGAAUUGAGAUGAGGUUGAAGAGAAUGGACUAUCGGGUUUUGAUCUUUGUUAUGCAUGUACCUGAACUCAAUGCAUUGAAUGUGAAGGAUGACGGCAUAGAGAUAGGUGCAGCAGUAAGACUAUCUGAACUCAUGAAAGUUUUUAGAAGGGUCAUAGCAGAGCGUGCUGCUCAUGAAACUAUUGCUUGUAAGGCCUUUCUUGAACAGUUAAAAUGGUUUGCUGGGACACAGAUUAAAAAUGUUGCAUCGGUUGGUGGGAAUAUAUGUACAGCUAGUCCGAUAUCAGACCUGAACCCUUUGUGGAUGGCUGCUAGAGCAGAGUUUCAAAUUACUGACUGCAAAGGAAACACUAGAACAACCCCAGCAGAAAAUUUUUUCCUUGGUUACCGUAAAGUGGAUCUAUCAAGGAAUGAAAUUUUGCAGUCAAUAUUCUUACCAUGGACUAGACCUUUUGAGUUUGUGAAAGAAUUUAAGCAGGCUCAUCGAAGGGAGGAUGACAUUGCAAUUGUAAAUGCUGGAAUUCGUGUUUUUCUUGAGCAAAGGGGUGAAAAUCAGGUUGUUACAGAUGCAUCUAUUGUUUAUGGUGGCGUUGCUCCGCUUUCUCUUUCUGCAAGAACAACGAAGGAGUUUCUCAUUGGAAAGCUUUGGAACCAGGAGUUACUUGAGGGUGCUUUGAAAGUCUUGCAGAAGGACAUUUUGAUCAAGGAUGACGCUCCUGGUGGAAUGGUGGAGUUUAGGAAAUCUUUAACUCUUAGCUUUUUCUUUAAAUUCUUUCUGUGGGUUUCUCACCAAAUUGAUGGAGCACAAUGCAAUAAGAAAAGUGUUCCAUUAUCCUAUCAAUCUGCUGUAGAAUCAUUCCACCGGCCCCCCGUUAUAGGAAGUCAAGAUUAUGACAUUACAAGACAUGGAACGGCCGUGGGUUCCCCUGAGGUUCAUCUGUCAUCAAGACUUCAGGUUACAGGGGAGGCAGCAUACGCUGACGACACACCGCUGCCUCCUAACGGUCUGCAUGCUGCUUUAGUACUGAGCAAAAAACCUCAUGCCCGUAUACUUUCAAUAGAUGAUUCGGGAGCAAAAUCUUUGCCUGGUUUUGUCGGGAUAUAUUUUACUGACAGUAUUCCUGGUGAUAAUAAGAUUGGAGCAGUUAUUGCGGAUGAGGAACUAUUCGCUUCAGAAUAUGUUACUUGUGUAGGUCAGGUUAUUGGAGUUGUUGUUGCUGAUACACAUGAAAAUGCAAAGCUAGCGGCAAGAAAGGUUCAUGUUGAGUAUGAAGAGUUACCGGCAAUCUUAUUGAUACAGGAUGCCAUCAAUGCUAAAAGUUUCCUCCCUAACACUGAAAAGUGGAUGAGGAAAGGGGAUGUUGAUCUAUGUUUUCAAUCUGGGCAAUGUGAUAAGGUCAUAGAAGGGGAGGUUCAUGUGGGAGGACAGGAACACUUCUACUUGGAGCCGAAUAGCAGUGUGAUAUGGACAAUGGAUGGUGGAAACGAAGUUCAUAUGAUUUCAUCCACACAAGCCCCACAGAAGCAUCAGAAAUAUGUUUCCCAUGUUCUUGGCCUACCAAUGUCAAAAGUAGUUUGUAAAACCAAGCGCAUUGGUGGUGGUUUUGGUGGAAAGGAGACGAGAUCAGCCUUCAUUGCUGCUGCAGCUUCUGUCCCAUCAUAUCUAUUGAAUCGCCCCGUCAAAAUUACGUUAGACCGUGAUACAGACAUGAUGAUAUCUGGCCAACGACAUAGCUUUUUUGGCAAAUACAAGGUUGGAUUCACAAAUGGUGGAAAAGUGCUGGCAUUGGACCUUGAAAUAUAUAAUAAUGCUGGAAAUUCACUAGACCUGUCUCUUGCUGUGCUUGAACGUGCUAUGUUCCACUCGGAUAAUGUUUAUGAGAUACCAAACGUGAGGAUCAUGGGAAGGGUGUGCUUCACUAACAUCCCUAGUAACACUGCCUUUCGAGGCUUUGGUGGUCCUCAAGGAAUGCUUAUUACGGAAAAUUGGAUACAAAGAAUUGCUGUUGAGCUCAAGAAAAGCCCAGAAGAAAUUAGGGAAAUUAAUUUUCAAGGUGAAGGAUCGGUAUUGCAUUAUGGCCAACAACUUCAACACUGUACUCUGGCCCAGGUCUGGAAUGAGCUAAAGUUAUCUUGUGAAUUUUCGAAAGCUCGCGAAGAAGUUGACCAAUUUAAUUCUCAUAAUCGGUGGAAAAAGCGUGGUAUUUCCAUGGUUCCCACAAAAUUUGGCAUAUCCUUUACAUUAAAGCUUAUGAACCAGGCAGGUGCUCUUGUUCAUGUCUAUACUGAUGGUACGGUUUUAGUCACACAUGGGGGCGUCGAGAUGGGUCAAGGUUUACAUACCAAAGUUGCUCAGGUUGCUGCUUCUGCCUUCAACAUCCCCCUCAGUUCUGUCUUCAUAUCAGAGACAAGUACGGACAAGAUUCCCAACGCAUCACCAACGGCAGCUUCUGCGAGUUCCGAUAUGUAUGGAGCAGCGGUUUUGGAUGCCUGUGAGCAAAUUAAGGCACGCAUGGAGCCCAUUGCUGCAAAGCAUAAUUUCAGCUCUUUUGCUGAGCUAGCGAGUGCAUGCUAUGUUGCUCGAAUCGACCUUUCUGCUCACGGAUUUUACAUCACACCCGACAUUGGCUUUGACUGGGUGACUGGUAAGGGGAACCCAUUCAGGUACUUCACCUAUGGGGCUGCAUUUGCCGAGGUUGAGAUUGACACGUUGACCGGAGAUUUCCACACUAGAGUGGCAAAUGUUAUUUUGGACCUUGGACAUUCUCUCAAUCCAGCCAUUGAUGUUGGGCAGAUUGAAGGAGCUUUUAUACAAGGAUUGGGGUGGGUAGCUUUAGAAGAACUGAAGUGGGGUGAUCCAGCUCAUAAGUGGAUCCCACCUGGAUAUUUAUACACGUGUGGCCCUGGGAGUUACAAAAUUCCUUCUCUAAAUGAUGUUCCCUUCAAAUUCAAUGUUUCCCUCCUCAAGGGGCAUCCGAACGUGAAGGCUAUCCAUUCAUCUAAAGCUGUUGGAGAGCCCCCAUUCUUCCUGGCUUCAGCAGCGUUUUUUGCCAUCAAAGACGCCAUUGCAUCUGUGAGGGCAGAAGUAGGGAACAACGACUGGUUUCCUCUCGACAAUCCGGCGACACCCGAAAGAAUACGCAUGGCAUGUUUAGAUCAAUUCACUGAACCCUUCAUUGGUGCCAGUUUCCGGCCGAAGCUUAGCGUUUAAUAAUUUCCGGUCGCCGCCCGUCUUUUCCGUAGUUUAAUGUUGGCAUAUGUUAUUAUGCUGUACAGAUUCCGACCUCACAGAAUAUUGGAAAAUAAAGUAUGCUGAAACCAGCAUGCAGUACAUACAAACAAUUAAUAAAGUCAUGAUUAUCAAAAAUUAAAUAUAAAAUCUUUAGUUUAAGCGAAGUAAAAGCAUCAGCAACAAACAAUAGCGAAUAAAAAGUCCUUCCGUUCUAAUUGGCGUCUAUUUGCCUUAAUCUCUGAGCUCACCAGAAAUUCCAUGCUAAAUGU
Messenger RNA from Morus notabilis, 4769 nucleotides. Its product is annotated as xanthine dehydrogenase 1. Bases 361 to 4479 code for a protein of 1372 amino acids. Gene Ontology annotation, molecular function: FAD binding; 2 iron, 2 sulfur cluster binding; iron ion binding. Lineage: Eukaryota; Viridiplantae; Streptophyta; Magnoliopsida; Rosales; Moraceae. The record is from RefSeq and is a predicted model, not a curated record. The transcript has 14 exons.